AUGCCUCGAAUUGUAGACGAAGAUGUCGAAAUGCAUGAUGAACCCUCCCCGGCCUCUUGGGUUCCCCACUCCUCCAUCUUGAAAGCUGGUCGCCAGUUAUCUACCUGGUUCUUCUCCAACCCAGCAUGUACCUUCCCAGCACCGCCAGUAAUCGGCGCGCAGAACACAGAACGGACAGACUCACCGCACAGUCUCCCUCGCGAUGCGCCUGUGGAUAUGGAUAUCGACACUGCACCUCCGCCGAAAGUGCAUGUCAAUUCGCUCCCGGUCGAGAUGCUUCGCGAGAUAUUUUUCCAUUACACCCAUACCGUCAACUCGCCCCUUCCUGAAGCCGAUAUCCGCCCUGGCCGACAUCGAAAAAGCCUCCUUAAAUCGGGAAGAGUUGGCGUCAGGUGGAAGGCAUCGACCAAUCCAAUGACUUUGGGCCACGUUUGCAGUUAUUGGCGCGCCCUGGUGCAGUCCAUGCCUACACUGUGGACCACCAUCUCCGUCACCUCUCCGAUGCCGUCUGAUGUGUCCUACUUCGCCAAAUGGCUGGAGCUUUCCGGAGACAUGCCCCUUCGGCUGGUUAUUUCCGAUAAGACCCCAGGGGGACACCCAGACAGAGGAAUUCGUGGUGUGAUGCGUCUUGCAUUUGCCCACAGCCGCAGAUGGAAGGACGUCUCCCUCCACCUUUGCGAUGCUAUUGGUAUGGAUUUCUCAUCCUUUAUCAUCCCGGCCACAAGGACCGACUUCCACCUUUUGGAGCACUUCGAGCUGGACAUUGCACAUGCGACUCCCGAACAGGUAGCAGCGUUGUGUGCCACGGUGUACUCAGCCGCCCCGAAGCUGGAAACUGUCCGCUUCGGCGCGUCGAUGGUCGACGUCGAUAUUUCGUCAAUGCCUUGGGGUCGUCUAACCAAUGUCGAGCUCAACGUCAUCAGUGGAUCCCAGAUACCCCAGGUUUUAGCAGCAAGCGGAAACCUGCAAAAAUUGGCGAUACAGCUCAUCAGCGGUCCCACUGACUCCCUCUCCGACACCUAUACCUUGCCUCUCCUCGAAAGCAUCGCAUUGGGCAAGGUUGAUGAUGCAAGCAACAUCCUUGCUGCAAUCCGAGCCCCUUCCCUUCGUGAGCUUCGCCUGUUGCGCGGCUUUGGUUUAUGUCCACCCAGAAAUGCCUGGCUCAAAGCCUCUCCGGCGUUGAUUCAAGCUGGGUGCAAGUUGGAGUCUUUCUACGUCGCGAACCUUGACAUGGAAGAGGGGGAAGACAUUCUCAUCGACAUGCUCCAUUGCCCCGCCAUGGCCUCUCUUCGAGCGCUUACCAUAGCAUCUAGGGUUACCGACAAACUCCUUCGGUCCCUUGUCUCAACGCCAACUCAUCCAAACACCCUACCACUCCUUGAAGCUCUGACCCUAUCUACUGUAACCCCACCUGACGGAGAACUUUCUGCCAUGAUUCGAUCCCGGACGGGUCACAACGGUGCACUACGCUUCGUACAUGCUAGUCUAUACAAACCUCACCACGCAUUGUCCUCGUCGACUCGAUUCCCGGGUGUACAGAUUACAUUGGAACACAUGCACUAG
This is a messenger RNA of Coprinopsis cinerea okayama7#130, 1563 nucleotides long. RefSeq lists its product as hypothetical. Lineage: Eukaryota; Fungi; Basidiomycota; Agaricomycetes; Agaricales; Psathyrellaceae. The transcript has a single exon. The record is from RefSeq and is a predicted model, not a curated record. Bases 1 to 1563 code for a protein of 520 amino acids.